AUGUCCGGCGCUCCCGAAUACGACUAUCUCUUCAAGCUCCUCCUCAUCGGUGACUCUGGUGUCGGAAAGUCUUGUCUCCUUCUCCGUUUCGCCGACGACACCUACACCGAGUCUUACAUUUCUACCAUCGGCGUCGACUUCAAGAUUAGAACCAUUGAGCUCGAAGGAAAGACCGUCAAGCUUCAAAUCUGGGAUACUGCUGGACAAGAGCGUUUCAGGACCAUCACCUCUUCUUACUACCGAGGAGCCCACGGUAUUAUAGUAGUCUACGAUGUCACCGACCGGGACACCUACACCAACGUCAAGCAAUGGCUCCAAGAAAUCGACCGAUACGCUGUUGAGGGCGUCAACAAGCUCCUCGUCGGUAACAAGUCUGAUCUUGCCACGAAGAAGGUUGUCGAAUACGCCGAGGCCAAGGCUUUCGCCGACGAGCUCGGCAUCCCCUUCCUCGAGACUUCUGCCAAGAAUGCUACCAACGUCGAGCAAGCUUUCUUGACUAUGUCCAAGCAGAUCAAGGACCGAAUGGGAUCAUCUACCAUGGGUGCCGGCCCCAACACCAAGUCUACCAUCAAGGGUCUUGGUCAAGGCGUAGAGCAGAAGACUGCCGGCGGUUGCUGCUAA
Messenger RNA from Cryptococcus wingfieldii CBS 7118, 621 nucleotides. RefSeq names its product GTP-binding protein ypt1. Bases 1 to 621 code for a protein of 206 amino acids. The record is from RefSeq and is a predicted model, not a curated record. NCBI's taxonomy places the organism in Eukaryota, Fungi, Basidiomycota, Tremellomycetes, Tremellales, Cryptococcaceae. Gene Ontology annotation, molecular function: GTPase activity; GTP binding. The transcript is spliced from 6 exons.